AGAUGUGUAAGAAGGUCUUACUUGUGCAUCUGCUAGGCUUAAUAGCAUCGGUCGUCUCAACUGCUAACGAUACACUCGAAGAGGAAUACAUAGAUCUCCAGAAUGAAACCUUUCCGGGACCCAGAGAGGGCUUAUUCCUAACACUAAAAUCGGAACUGGGACGUUUCGUUAUUAUCGAUACGCUGCAGGAAUUCUUCGCGGCCUGGCGCUUGUGCCAAUCUCUAGGGCUUCGAAUGGCUUCGGUAAACUCCGCAGACGACAGUCGCCAAUUGCGGAUAUUGCUGGAUAGAUUCGGGAAAUUCGACAGAGCCUGGCUGGCCGGCACCAAUUUGGGCAGCUUAACGGGAUGGGUCUGGAUCACGACAAACAGGAAAAUAACCUACUCCAAUUGGCUUCCGGGAGAACCGAACAAUGUCGGAGGAAACGAACGUUGUUUGGAAGUAAGCGGUCGAUAUCCGGAGCACUGGAACGAUGCAAACUGUUUCGAUCGACUGAAUACGGUUAUCUGUGAGAGGAAUUACGAUUUGUGUUGAGAAUUCCUUCACCUUUAUCGGAACCAGAAAAAAAUUUAAUGAAAAAAAAAUACUUUACCUGUUCUCUGUCUUCAAAAAUUACUGCUAAAAGACGUCAAAGGUUUUUCUUUUAAUCUAUUUCUCCCUAUCAAUGUGUUUUUUUAAAUGACAACCUGUGUAGUUAAGUUCAGUGAACAGGUGAAUUUGUUGUUUUUCCUUAUUUAUGGAAUAAAAGCUAUGGGAUCAUGAAAUUUUGAUUUGGUUCCAAUUUUUUUUUUCACCAUCAAAGGAUAAAUUCAGUUUUGGAUUUUAUUAAAAUACUAAAAUUUGAUUGGGAUCCGUAUCAGUAGUGGUGUUUGAAAAAAAAGCAUCGCCACAAAGUCCUACGUUUAAUAAUAUUGACUCAAUUUGAUCUGGGGACGGGAGUGUGUAUUGGAUAAAAAUAUCAUGAAAUUGUUUUAAAGAUUAUUAAUUAAUUCAACCACUUUCGUUAUUUUUUUGGAUAAUUUUGGAAAAAAAUAUCGAAAUAUAUUUCCACUUUUAAUGAG
This is a messenger RNA of Uranotaenia lowii, 1060 nucleotides long. RefSeq names its product ladderlectin-like. Gene Ontology annotation, molecular function: carbohydrate binding. Gene Ontology annotation, biological process: biological process involved in interspecies interaction between organisms. Gene Ontology annotation, cellular component: external side of plasma membrane. The record is from RefSeq and is a predicted model, not a curated record. Lineage: Eukaryota; Metazoa; Arthropoda; Insecta; Diptera; Culicidae. The transcript has a single exon. The coding region runs from base 3 to 533 and encodes 176 amino acids.